Messenger RNA from Frankliniella occidentalis (western flower thrips), 2889 nucleotides. RefSeq names its product glutamate receptor 4-like. The transcript has 6 exons. Gene Ontology annotation, biological process: synaptic transmission, glutamatergic; monoatomic ion transport; modulation of chemical synaptic transmission. Gene Ontology annotation, molecular function: transmitter-gated monoatomic ion channel activity involved in regulation of postsynaptic membrane potential; glutamate-gated receptor activity. The record is from RefSeq and is a predicted model, not a curated record. Gene Ontology annotation, cellular component: plasma membrane; postsynaptic membrane. Bases 7 to 1236 code for a protein of 409 amino acids. NCBI's taxonomy places the organism in Eukaryota, Metazoa, Arthropoda, Insecta, Thysanoptera, Thripidae.
GCGGACAUGGCCAUCGCGCCGCUCACCAUCACGUCGGAGAGGGAGCGCGUCGUGGACUUCAGCAAGCCUUUCCUCUCGCUCGGCAUCUCCAUCAUGCUCAAGAAGCCCGUCAAGCAGAAGCCCGGCGUCCUCACGUUCCUCUCGCCGCUCUCCAAGGAGAUCUGGGUGUGCGUCGUCUUCUCCUACAUCGGCGUCAGCAUUGUGCUCUUCAUCGUGUCGAGGUUCUCCCCCUACGAGUGGCGGCUGCUGCAGUGGGGCGACGAGCCCGCCGCGCACCGCGGCCCGGGCCCCGCGCCGGCGCCCGUCGUGGCCAACGACUUCAGCAUCCUCAACUCGCUGUGGUUCGCGCUGGGCGCCUUCAUGCAGCAGGGCAGCGACAUCUCGCCGCGCUCCAUCUCGGGCCGCAUCGUCGGCUCCGUCUGGUGGUUCUUCACGCUCAUCCUCAUCUCGUCGUACACGGCCAACCUGGCGGCCUUCCUCACCGUGGAGCGCAUGGUCACGCCCAUCAACACGGCCGAGGACCUGGCCGCGCAGACGGACGUGCAGUACGGCACCCUCAUCAACGGCUCGACCUACGACUUCUUCGAGCGGUCGCAGAUGACGGUGUACAGGAGGAUGUGGGAGUUCAUGGACUCGCACAAGCACGUGUUCGUCAACUCGUACGAGGAGGGCAUCCACCGGGUGCGGCGCUCGCGAGGCAAGUACGCCCUGCUGCUCGAGUCGCCCAAGAACGAGUACACCAACGAGCGCGAGCCGUGCGACACGAUCAAGGUGGGGCCGAACCUGGACAACAAGGGCUUCGGCAUCGGCACCCCGCCCAAGUCGGCCAUCCGCGAGCAGAUCAACCUGUGCGUCCUGGAGCUCGGCGAGAACGGCGAGCUGACGAGGCUGCAGAACAAGUGGUGGUACGACCGGACAGAGUGCAGGCACCUCGACAAGCAGGACCACACCAACGAGUUGUCGCUGAGCAACAUCGCCGGUGUGUUCUACAUCCUGAUCGGCGGGCUUAUAGUGGCGCUGGCCGUCGCACUCAUAGAAUUCUUUUACAAGUCGCACUCAGAGGCGACCAGAGCGAAAAUUCCGCUCUCAGAUGCCAUGAAGGCGAAAGCAAGACUAACUAUGACGGGACCCAGGGACUUCGACAACGGGCGGGUGAGUAUGUACUACAGCCCGGCGGGCCAAAUGUCCGUGCCGGACGCGGACCAGGUGCACAGCAACACGCACACGCAGGUCUGAUGGUGGCCGGAGGGCGUCCACCACUCGCGUCGCGGCAUCAUCUCUGGCCGGCUCGACGUGGACGACUCCUCGUAGCGUGUCGUCGACGCCAACCCGAUACUCCUGACGCCGUCCCCGACGCCGUGCCGAGGACGCCUCUGCCUGUGCGGCUCGGGUGUGAAGCGUCCUCCGCCGUCGCCCCCCCCCCCCCCCCCCCCCCCCCCCCCCCCCCAGGGGCUCCGGCCCACGACGCAGUGGCUGUUCUUGGACGUCUCCUGCAAACCCUGGCCGUCAUGUUCCCGCGUUCUGCGCCCGUCCAGAGACAACAUUAACCUAGCAAAAUUAAUAAAUUUUAUAUAUAUAUUUAUUUCCGUUGGUUUGGCGACCCUCCCCCUCCCCGGCCACUCGUUGGCGUGGACUGGACGAGCUUCGCGUGUGUCAAGAGUGCUGCCUGUCUGUGUUCGCCUCUGCCGCGGCCGCCCCGGAAGCGGGUAGCGGGUGCAGCGGCGCCAACCCGAGGAGGGCCCCGGGCUCUCCUUUCCCGCGACGAAGGACCGAUAAAUUUAGUCCGGGAAUUUUGCAAAAUGUGCCUGAAAGUGAGUGUGCGUAUGUGUGUGUGCAUGUGUGGGUGUGCGUGUACUCCCAUCCUUCAAAAUCAUGAACUUUCUCUCGAAGAGAGGGAGAGAGACUUCGAUAUUAUUUUUUACUCGUCGUAGAGCGUACUUGGGAGCUGUUUCUUUUUUUUACAAUGUGAAUGAAAUUCGUGAUAGUAAUGUAUAAUUUGUGCCACUGAAGAAAAAAUCUAUGAAACAAUUAUUUACAAAGUGACUUACGUAUUACUUGCAGACAGGGCCUAAAUUUGACUAAAGAGUGUAAGCUGCAUACAAGCUGCAUAAAUUGCUUAAACAACCAACAGCACCCAACUUUCUGUGGCAGUGUUCAUUCUGUAAACAGAUUUUGAGUUCGUACGUAUCUUUACGUUCUGCCACAGUUACACUUCCGAACAUUACCAAAAUAAGGCAGCCGACAAAUAAAAGGAAUUUUCUGACUUGGCUAUUCUUUGGAGUUUGGUCCUUUGAAAGACUGCUCAUUUGCAUAUUCUAAAUCUUAGUUUCAAUUGGAAAAAGCUGUUUGAUUGUGAUGUUUUAAAAUAUUUUGCUCUUUCCAACUGAUUGGAGUGAGUAUAUUCUCAACCUGACUGCCAUUGCCCAUAGUUCAAAAAUGUUAAAGUCAACUGUAAUUCAGCGGUUUCCCUCAGCACGUGUCUCAAAAUUGUUCAGAGUUCAGUAACAUGGUCUGUUGCAAAAUACAAUGUUCUACUUUACAUAUCAGAAAUAAUUACACCUCAGUACAUCUCAGAGGAGAAUCAACUUCUAGAUUUUGUUUGCUGAGAACACCUGCUGCAACUCUAGUUUUAAUUGAAAUGAAAAUGACAAAUUGGUGUCACUACAAAAAGAAAAUGGCUGAACCUCUAGAUAUAAAGGUUCAUGUUUACCCAGUGUUAAAGGAAUAUAACACGUGAUAGGCUGUAAAGAGGCAUGCUCAAGGUAGCAUAUAUAUAUUGAGAAGGAAAGGGAUGUAAGGUGCUGACACAACCUAAUGUGAAUACAUUAUUGUACAUAAAACAAUUUGUACAGUGGCUCAUUGCUUUAAAUCUACUGAUAAACUAAAUGU